Molecule: messenger RNA, 4135 nt
Organism: Alexandromys fortis (reed vole)
Lineage: Eukaryota; Metazoa; Chordata; Mammalia; Rodentia; Cricetidae
Gene: Slc16a6
Product: solute carrier family 16 member 6
Exons: 6
Coding region: 284-1903 (539 amino acids)
Biological process (GO): transmembrane transport; monocarboxylic acid transport
Cellular component (GO): plasma membrane
Molecular function (GO): monocarboxylic acid transmembrane transporter activity
Source: RefSeq, a predicted model, not a curated record
GGCGGGGAGGAGGAGGAAAGCACUUAACAUUUUAACAUUUUGAAGAGGUUAAUCCGAAAAAUAUUCUGACAGUUGGGAGUGCGGGGGGCCACCAGCGUGACGCGCUCUCGGGCAGUUGUGGGCAGCUGAGAGUUGAAUGUCCAUGACCCUAGACAGAUGGGUUCUGGGAAAUACCUUAAAGGGUCGCCUGGGCUUUGAUCGUCCCCAAACCGGGGUGAAAGGACCUAGGCUGUGAAGUCAAGAGAGUCCGGCAACCGUCUCAGAUCGUCUGUGGAUUUUCCACAUGAAGUUGUUUGCGCGUCACCAGAGCGAAAUGUCAAAAGAGAGAUCAAGAAUGACCCAAAAGAAUUCAAAGCUUUGUUCCAGAGCCAAUGAGUAUACCCAAGUGCCUGAUGGAGGAUGGGGCUGGGCAAUAGCUGUUGCUUUCUUCUUUGUGGAAGUCUUUACCUAUGGCAUCAUCAAGUCAUUCGGUGUCUUCUUUAAUGACUUAAUGGACAGUUUUGAUGAAUCCAACAGCAAGAUCUCAUGGAUAAUAUCAAUAUGCGUGUUUGUGUUAACAUUUACAGCACCCCUCUCCACAGUCCUGAGUAACCGCUUUGGACAUCGGCUGGUGGUAAUGGCAGGAGGACUGCUCAUCAGCACGGGAAUGGUUGCUGCCUCCUUCUCCCAAAAGGUCUACCACAUGUACAUCUCCAUCGGGGUCAUCUCGGGUUUGGGGUACUGCUUUAGCUUCCUCCCAACCGUCACCAUCCUGUCACAGUACUUUGACAAAAGGCGUUCAGUGGUCACUGCUGUGGCGUCCACAGGAGAAUGCUUUGCUGUGUUUGCUUUUGCACCAGCCAUCACAGCUCUGAAGGAGCAUAUUGGCUGGCGAUACAGCCUCCUCUUCGUGGGCCUGCUGCAGCUGAACAUCGUGGUCUGCGGCGCCUUGCUGAGACCAAUCAUUAUCAAAGGACCAGGGUCACCGAAAACAACCGCUCACGAACCCCGGAGGGAAGUGCAAUAUAUGCUUGAAAAUGAGAAAACGAGAACCUCAAUAGACUCCAUCGACUCAGGAGUGGAACUAACUACCUCACCGAAAAACGUGCCUAGUCAAGCUCCCACGGAGCAGGAAGCCAGGGCUGAACAGCAGCAGACCCUGGUGGCUGUCCCCAAGCACAGCCAGAAGAAAGCCCCGCUGUUAGACUUUUCCAUUCUGAAAGAGAAAAGCUUCAUCUGUUACGCGCUGUUUGGCCUCUUCGCCACGCUGGGCUUCUUCGCCCCUUCGCUGUACAUCAUCCCUCUGGGUAUCAGUCUAGGCAUUGACCGCGACCGCGCGGCGUUUCUCCUCUCUACCAUGGCCAUUGCUGAAGUGUUCGGAAGGAUCGGGGCCGGGUUUGUCCUCAACCGGGAGCCCAUCCGGAAGAUCUACAUUGAGCUCAUCUGCGUCAUUCUACUGACCGUGUCUCUUUUCGCCUUCACGUUUGCCACUGAAUUCUGGGGUCUCAUGCUGUGUAGCGUGUUUUUUGGCAUCAUGGUUGGGACCAUCGGAGGGACCCACAUCCCACUGUUGGCCGAGGAUGAUGUCGUUGGCAUUGAGAAGAUGUCCUCCGCGGCGGGAGUCUAUGUCUUCAUCCAGAGCGUUUCAGGGCUGGCAGGACCACCCUUGGCAGGCCUACUGGUCGACCAGAGCAAGAUCUACAGCAGGGCCUUCUACUCCUGCGCAGCAGGCAUGUCCGCGGCUGCUGUGUGCCUCGCCCUGGUGAGACCUUGUAAAAAGGGUCUGUGUCAGCAUCCUCAUUCAGGGGACAGCCAGCCAGACAGUCAUCACAGGAAGACGUUACAGGACAUUCCAGAAGACUUCCUCGAAAUGGAUCUUGGGAAAUGCGAGCACAGGGUUCAUAUGAAAAUGGAUCCAGUGUGACACAUUUUCAUGUCACAGCUUCUAUGUUGCCUGGGAAAAGAGCCCGUGGAGCAGGCGCCGACCACUGGACCCCACCUUCACAUUCCAGAAAGGGAAUGCAUGUGUGAGCAGCAGUACCAACAUCUUUUCCUUUAAGUCCCUUUUGCUUGCUCUUUAAGCCAAAACCAAAACAACCAAACACUUCCAUACAGGAACUCAGCCCUAUUCAGUAGCAAUACACAGAUAACGUGGAAGGAUGCUGGUUCACAUCCCAACACCAAAACUAUGCCAUGAAUUAAUUGGCAAACUGGUGUUAAACGUGUUCAUGUGUGUAAACUACUAUUUUAUAGAGCGACAUCCAGCCCGAGUCAUGGAAAUGAAUUGGCCAUUCCAAAAAGAAAAAACAAUCUUGAAUCAUUAAAUACGUUGCUAAUUUUCAGCAAUACAAACAAAUUAUUUUUUAAACAAUUUGAAAAAUUCUACUAAAGUUUAAAUUGACAAACGAUGGCUUCUGAGUUUCCUAAAUACUGCAUGGAAAGAAAGCAAUGCUUAAAAAAACUAAGCAUUUGAUUAAUAUGCAAAAAAUUAAAAACAUAUAACAACUUGAACUUCAAAGGUUACUACUUCUCUUUAUGACCAGCCAUUACCACAAGUAUUUCCAUAGAAAUGUUAAAUUGCAUUCAUGUUUCCUAUUGUUUUUCAUAAUUCAAGAAAUAAGUGACUGUAGUGUCUUUAAUUUAAAUCGAUAUUUAUUAUUAAGUUAUUCUAGGUUGAGUAGAAUGAUCAAAAGAAGGGCCGGUGAGAUGGCUCAGUGGGUGAAGGUAUUUGCAGCCAAGAUUUAUGACCUGAAUUCAAUCCACAUGGUAGAAAGAGAGUACCAACUUCGAAUCGUCCUCUGACCCCCACACACCUGCUAUGACAUACAUGCACCCACACAUGUAUACACACAAAAAAUUUAAACAUAAAAAAAUCUAAUAAUCAAAAUGAAUAAAAGGAUUUUUUUUUUCCUUUUGGUUUUAUGAGACAGGGUUUCUGGAACUCGCUUUGUGGACCACAGAGAUCUGCCUGCCCCUGCCUCCCGAGUGCUGGGACUAAAGGCGUGUGCCACCACCGCCUGGCUUACAGGAUUUUUUUUUUAUUAACCUCCCUUCUGCAGCUCUUUAGAGGCUUCAGAGAUCUUUUCUUGUCUCAUGACAUCAAUCUCCUGACAGCCCAAGCUGUAAUGAUUCUUCAGCAUUGUGAAAAGCAAUGUGUGCUAUUUAAGGGCGGGGGAGCUAAUGGAUGGCAAAUCGCCUCCGUUUUUAAAUGAUCACCUAAGAAUACUUGAGGAUCUUCUUUGGUCAGAAUUACAGUUCAAUGAAUUGUUAGAACAUUUCCAGUGGUUUUCUUUGUCGUCGUCGUUCAAUCUUUAACUGUGGAAGCAUUUCCCGGUUUCGUCUGCAGUCGGAGAAAUGUUUCCCUGACUGUCACGAGUUCCAAGUUGCAAUUUACAUCUUCCAUAGAACUUGAUUGUCCUACGUUGCCAUGGGUACCAGGUACCCCGGUCACUGCUGUUGGCAAGUUGGCGUGUUCUGCAUUCUAGCAGUUCUCUGUAAAGGGGGCAGGGCGAGGAUGAGAGGUGGACGGCAUCUCCCCGACUGGGUUGGCUGGUGCUUUGCUGCUCAAUAUUUCCUCAUCUUUACUGUUCAAGAGACAACUCAGGGGGAACACAGAACAAGCCUAGUUGGGUUACAGGUACACACAAGCUUGAAUCUUUCUCUGCACUAAGAUGAGAGUUGGCGUAGUUCGUCGCCACCGGCUACCUUUUAUACAGCAUCUUAUCAGCCAUAGACAUAGGACAAUCUGUAAAACUUUGGGGAGGGUGAGUGACUUGACAAAGUGUCUGUCCAAAAAAAAACGGACACACCUUACACAAGGUGGAUGUAGCAAAGUUCUGUGGGGCCGCCCCGAGAAGCGCCUUCAGCCUCGUGGGCAGUUUCGCAGACGUCCGUGACUUCAGCACUUUACGACCUAUUUUGUACUACGAAUGUUCAAUACGAUUUAAUAUUUAUAACUGAUUUCUGAGGGACCUACUCUUAAGUUUAUUCUGUUUACUGCAUGAGACAAGAAAAUGGAUGCCGAUUUCAGGAUGUCAGCAAUCGGGUGUAAAUGUUGGGAAGGGAAAAGAAAAAAAGAAAAACACAGAUCGCUGAUCCGUUCUGUGUGAGUCACAUUCCGGUACUUCUAGAUUUACAAUAAAUUUAUGGCUUUUUA